Molecule: messenger RNA, 1566 nt
Organism: Perca fluviatilis (European perch)
Lineage: Eukaryota; Metazoa; Chordata; Actinopteri; Perciformes; Percidae
Product: cholesterol 24-hydroxylase-like
Exons: 13
Coding region: 186-1484 (432 amino acids)
Biological process (GO): cholesterol catabolic process
Molecular function (GO): iron ion binding; heme binding; cholesterol 24-hydroxylase activity
Source: RefSeq, a predicted model, not a curated record
GCUGUAAAACCUGUUGUCCCAGUUGGACACCAGUUGGGUGUGUAUAUUUCAUCACAGCAGCGUGUUGAUAUUCACGUUCUUGUGUGACUGAGGCAUUUGGUGACAACUUCACGAACGAGUCUUAAGACUUUGGACUAGCUUUCUGGCGGUCUAACGUUACAGUCUAUUGAGCUUGAGUUACCAAAAUGGCAGUUUUCCAUGUACUUUUGAGCUGGACUGCUUUGUUUCUGCUCUUUCUGAUUUUCAUAUCGUUUCUUGGUUAUUGCUUAUAUGUUAAACACAUUCAUACGAAAUAUGACCACAUACCCGGGCCACCGAGAGACAAUUUUCUCUUCGGACAUUCACCGACCUUUUUAAGGGUAAUGAGAAAAGGCGACAUCAUUCACGACACGUUUCUGGAAUGGGCCGAGACAUAUGGGCCUGUUUGCAGAAUAAAUGUUCUACAUUACGUUGCGCUCAUUGUGACCUGCCCAAAAGCGACCAAGGAGAUCCUGAUGUCCCCAAAGUAUCCAAAAGAUAUAUUCUACAGCAAAAUCUUCAACCUGUUUGGUCAAAGGUUCCUAGGUAAUGGCCUGGUAACAGCAAGAGAUCAUGAGAAGUGGUAUAAACAGCGGCGGAUCAUGGACCCUGCGUUCAGCAGCUUGUAUUUGAGAGGUCUAACCGACACCUUCAACGAGAGGGCAGAGAAACUGAUGACUACACUUACAGAUGUCGCUGAUAACAUGACAGAGGCCAGCAUGCUCCACCUCAUGAACUCUUUUACCCUUGAUGUUAUUGCUAAGGUUGCAUUUGGAGUGGAUUUAGACCUGCAGGAGGAUAGAUCAAUUUUCCAUAAAGCCAUCGAGACAUGUCUGAAAGGGAUGUUCUACACAGCCAGAGACCUCUUAUAUGAGUACAAGCUGAAGAACCGACCAUUCAUUAAGAAAGUGAGGGAAGCUUGCCGCCUGCUGCGCACAACUGGAGCUAAGUGGAUUAAUGACCGAAAGACUGCCAUGGAAAACGGCGAUGACGUCCCCAAGGACAUCCUCACACAGAUCAUCAAAACAGCCGGCAAAGAGGAAAGCAUAACUAAAGAAGACGAAGAGUUGAUGUUGGACAACUUUGUGACAUUUUUCAUUGCGGGGCAAGAAACAACUGCUAAUCAACUGGCUUUUUGCAUCAUGGAACUUGGGAGACAUCGUGACAUUCUGGAGAAAGUGAAGAAAGAGGUGGAUGAUGUCGUUGGGAUGAAACAGGAGAUCAGUUAUGAUGAUCUGGGACAACUGGUCUACCUCUCACAGGUGCUGAAAGAGACUCUGAGGAUGUACUCGACAGUUCCAAUCACAUCUCGUGAAAUACUGGAAGACAUUGUCAUCGAUGGAAUCCACAUACCGGGAGGAGUCUCAUGUUAUUUCAGCUCCCAUGCGACUGGGAGAAUGGAGAAAUUCUUCAAGGACCCGCUGACAUUUGAUCCAGACAGAUUUCACCCAGAUGCUCCCAAGUAAGUACCAUACAAGUUUUCACAAAAUUACACAUUUUAUUUUUAGUCUUAACAUUUUAGAACACUGAUCGUUGUCCCAGAUUAAA